This is a messenger RNA of Hypoxylon fragiforme, 3211 nucleotides long. Its product is annotated as glycosyltransferase family 2 protein. Gene Ontology annotation, cellular component: cell periphery; cell septum. Gene Ontology annotation, molecular function: chitin synthase activity. Bases 133 to 2850 code for a protein of 905 amino acids. The record is from RefSeq and is a predicted model, not a curated record. The transcript is spliced from 4 exons. NCBI's taxonomy places the organism in Eukaryota, Fungi, Ascomycota, Sordariomycetes, Xylariales, Hypoxylaceae.
CAAAUACAAGGUGUAAUCAUACCCAUUUGUGGCUUCACUUUUGUCAACCUACCGAUCUAUAGCUUGAUACGGCCCACUGCAACAAAUAUCGAUUUAGAAAAAAAUUACUAGCUACUGGAAUGAGAACAUAAGAUGGACUCAGGAAACAGCCAACCCUACUCUAGGGGGUACGAAUUACGGGAUAUCCCUCCCGGGGAAUCAACCGAACGCCUUAACUUUCCCGAGCAUGAAGCGUACGGCGACCGUCCUUAUUCCCUACAUGACCCACAAAUUCACGGCUACGACCCCGAUAGACUCGAUCGGCCUAUCUCCUCCCCCACAUCCGAAUACAGUGGCGAGACUGCCCAUCAAGGGGUAUAUCAUUUACCUCCCUCGCGGAGUGUAACCCACGCCGCUGAUGAUUUAGAGCAAGCCCAGUUUGCCGGCGGUUUUGGGUACGGUAGGCCUCCGUCUACCUACAACGAGCUUGAAACCUGGACGGAGCGACAGCAAGCCCCUUUUGAUAACUCCAAUGGAGCAGGAGGUCUCCGGCGGCGCAACACGAGGAAAAUAAAGCUUGCACAGGGCCUCCAAGGUUCCGUUCUGAGCACCGAGUAUCCCGUCCCCACUCCCAUUCGAAAUGCCACCGAAGCUCAGUAUCGAGAUGGCGAGGAGUUUAGGACGAUGCGAUACACCGCUGCCACUUGCGACCCUAACGACUUCACGCUUAUGAACGGAUAUGAUCUGCGUCCGCGUAUGUAUAAUCGACAUACCGAACUUGUGAUCGCUAUCACAUACUACAACGAAGACAAGAUUCUCUUCGCCAGAACGAUGCAUGGAGUGAUGCAGAAUGUCCGCGAUAUAGUGAAGCUCAAGAAAUCGACGUUUUGGAGUAAGAGCGGCCCAGCAUGGCAGAAGAUAGUGGUAUGUUUGGUGUUCGAUGGUAUCGAGAAGGCAGACAAGAGUGUGCUCGACGUUCUCGGAACGAUCGGCGUCUACCAGGAUGGCGUGGUCAAGAAAGACAUCGACGGGAAAGAAACCGUGGCCCACAUUUUCGAAUUCACGAGCCAGAUCUCCAUUACCCCUGAUCAACAGCUUAUCCUGCCCAAGCCUGAUGACCCUACCAACCUACCCCCUGUACAGCUCCUAUUCUGCCUUAAGCAAAAGAAUAGUAAGAAGAUCAACUCGCAUCGUUGGCUAUUUAACGCGUUUGGCCGCAUUCUGAAUCCCGAAGUCGUGAUCCUCAUAGACGCCGGAACGAAGCCGAGUCCUCGGUCCCUGCUCGCUCUAUGGGAGGGCUUCUACAACGACAAGGAUCUUGGCGGCGCCUGCGGAGAGAUCCAUGCUAUGCUGGGUAGACGUGGUAAGAAGCUACUUAACCCCAUCGUGGCCAUCCAAAAUUUCGAAUACAAGAUCUCCAAUGUGCUAGACAAGCCCCUAGAGAGCUCGUUCGGAUACGUCACAGUCCUGCCAGGCGCCUUUUCCGCUUACCGGUUCCGGGCUAUUAUGGGUCGCCCCUUGGAUCAGUAUUUUCAUGGCGACCAUACGCUGUCGAAGAUAUUGGGCAAAAAGGGCAUAGACAACAUGAACAUCUUUAAGAAGAACAUGUUCCUUGCUGAAGAUAGAAUUCUCUGCUUCGAGCUGGUCGCGAAGGCUGGACAGAAGUGGCAUUUGAGCUAUAUCAAAGCCGCCAAGGGAGAAACAGAUGUACCUGAAGGUCCCGCCGAAUUCCUCAGUCAACGUCGACGAUGGCUGAACGGCUCCUUUGCGGCAUCGUUAUAUUCUCUCAUACACUUCAAUCGACUUUAUAAGUCCGGACACAACAUCGUGCGGAUGUUCUUCCUGCACAUCCAGUUCCUAUACAACUUUGCCCAGAUCCUUUUCAGUUGGUUCUCCAUCGCGUCAUAUUGGCUCACCACAGUCGUCAUCAUGGAUCUCGUCGGUACCGGUGUCCCAGCUAGUGGCUAUCGCGGCUGGCCGUUUGGUGACAUCGCAACCCCCAUCGUGAAUACGCUAAUUAAGGAUAUUUACUUGGUUUUCAUCGUCGUCCAGUUCAUUCUCGCCCUCGGAAAUCGUCCCAAGGGGUCUAGGCACUCCUAUGUUGCCUCCUACGUUGUUUUUGGUUUGAUACAGGCUUACAUCAUAGUUCUGUCUUUCUACCUGGUCUUCCGUGCCCUGAGAACACCCAUUGCCGAUCAGAUAGACACCUCGAGUGCCGGCGCGUUUUUCAACAGCAUGUUCGGUACCGGAAGCGUGGCUGGUGUCAUUUUGAUUGCCAUCAUCACCAUCUAUGGUCUCAACUACGUAGCUUCAUUCAUUUACCUAGACCCAUGGCACAUGUUCCACUCGUUUCCCCAGUACCUCAUCCUGGCAUCUACCUACAUCAAUAUCGUCAUGGUUUACGCCUUCAACAACUGGCACGAUGUUUCAUGGGGCACUAAGGGCUCUGAUGAGACAGCAGCUCUGCCAUCCGUACAUGUCCUCAAGGAUGAAAAAACCAACGCCCCCGUGAUCGAGGAGGUAGAGAGAGAACAGAAUGAUAUCGAUAGUCUGUUUGCGAAGACUGUCUAUCGAGCCCUUGCUCCUGUCGAGGAAGAGGAGGUUGUGGAAAAGAAGGACACAGAAGACUCGUACAAGUCCUUCCGAACCGGUCUAGUCAUCUCGUGGAUAUUAUCAAACAUGCUAUUAAUUGUUUUCGUCACCAGCGACGACUUUCAGUCGUUGGGUGUUGGGGUAGCAGCUACCACUCGAACACCUGGAUACUUUCGCUUCCUCCUCUUUGCUACGGCGGUCCUUGCCCUGGUCCGUUUCCUUGGGUUUUUGUGGUUUAUAAGCAAGACGAGCAUCAUGUGUUGUUUCGCUAGAAAAUAAAUCAGACAGUCUUUUUUUGGGUUAUUUGGGCGUUUGGGAUCAUGAUGUAACUUUGCAUGGCUGCCGGUUCAAGGACAUUGGCCUCGAGAUUAUUACAGCAUUUUGGAAUGAAAAGGUCCAGGUCGGAACUAAGGUCAUAGCGACAUCUGCAUAUGGUAACAUAAAAACUUAAUAGAGUAGGUACUUUAUUGGUUGAUGAUGCUCAUAGUUGGUUCAUGAGCAGGAAAUUCGAAUAUUUUCAGAACAAGAUCAUGUGAUAUACUGAAUAUCAACAUAGAUCAAUGACCCCCCCCACGUGAUAUCCUGUUGGGUAGCCCGUUUGCAUUGUUGGGUAGCAUUAAUGAAUUUCCCGUUUGCUCGC